AUGGACACCAAAGAUUUCGAUGUGAUCCGCAUUGCAAGAAGCGAUGGAGCAGACACCGGGCCAGGAUAUUGGCCGGUGACAACACCAGCGCCAGCUACCAACGCUACGAAGAAGCCAGGCAAGGAAGCUGCUGCUGCAGAUAAAACUCCGCGAACAAAGCCACAGAUGACGAGGUUGACCGAAGACGACCCAAGAUUUGUAGAGUGGCGGAUAAAGCUGGGGAUUCUGUUGAAACAGGAGCUAUCCCCCAAUCCAGAUGAGGGAAACCCGUGGUACGUGAACUUUCCACGAGGAUACUGGCUAUAUGAGAAAUCCAAGCAUCUUUGGGUUUCUGGAUACCCUACCAAGUCAAAGCUAUUCAAAAGCCCACAGGAAUUCGGCGUCCACUUGAUAUGGCUGCUAUCGGCAUCCAAAGACUACGGCGAUUGCUGCUGUGUUCAUUGCAACAUACCCGCUCCUUCAAAGGCUUCAUAUGCUCCGGAAGAGCAAGCGGCCCAAGCGAUCAGCCAGACGAGGGCCGACAAAUCUGAGAGGCCGGUCAAGGUGACGCCUGUUCCGUUGCCCCCCAUCCCCGGUCAAGCAUCCCACAGACCGCCCAAUAUCAUGCCUCAUCCCCAAGGAGCACAGCAGCCUCUGCAGCCGGCACAGCAAAAACCCAUCCAGCAGACUCCUGUACCAAUACCCACGCCUAUUCAACCGCGAGAGCCGAUACAGUCGGCUCAACCCACCCAGGUUUUACAACCGACGUCAUCCCAGCCACCUCCCUUGGCUGUCACCAAUCCUUCAGCUCAGCAACCAAAACCUCAGGCUAUCCAAUGGUCACUUAAAGGCUCAUUGCUUUUCCGGGCUGGAGAGCUGGUAUGGUAUCAGACAGGCAAUACCUGGCGCCUUGGGAUUAUUUCUACGCCCCCCAACAACACCCCUAAUGGGAUGGUGUUUGAUUUACUACCCUUGGGCCACGCCACGGUGCCUCAGGUCAAUGUCUCCAAGAUUGAGGCCGACCUGCGGCCUUUCUACUGUUAUAGUGUACCCUCUGUUGACAUUGCAGAGCUCAAAGACAAGAUAUUCGAUGAGAUUCCUUGGGAAAACUUGUUUCAAUCUGCUGGAAACAACUCUGUUCGUCGAGACCUUCUCAAUCUGGAUGCCUCCAAGAUGGCCGCGUCAAAAGUCGACUUUUCCCAUUCCCUCUGGACUCGCCGUGGCGACGAUCCCACCGGCAAGGCCGUGUCAUAUUUCGGAUGCUUCUUCGGUGCCGAGCGUCUGGAAAUCGGCGACACGGUGCGGGUGAAAAUGGCAGGGGCAGAGGCCAACUCCAGCCUGACCACGGUGAUGGGCUUGCUGCACAUCUUCACUAGUGCAGACUAUCCUGGCUCAGUCUUCUUCCGCGGACCAAUCUACCAGCUGGCCAAGGGGCCCGGCGUGGCUGGCACCGUCAUCGACGAUGAGAAGGACAAGCUCCCGCUCGCCAUGCAAGACGAGAUCCGGUGGCGCACCCAGGUCACGCAGGGCCGGCAGUGGUGCUGGGUUCUCGUCAAGGACAACGUGGUGUUCAAGGAACAGUCUAUUCGAGGUCGCUUUUACCCGACCCAUCGGCUGAUGCCGAUUUACAAUCCUAAUGAGUUUAGGGCCCUGGUGGCCGGGCAGCAGCCGUUGAGAGAUCAGCAUAUUUACUUGAACAACCGAAUGGACGGUGCUGGAGGGAGGCAUAUUGGGCGCAAGGCGAAUCGGAUGGAUACGUUGGGACCGUGCGUUCCACCAACAGCAAGAGUAGUGCUUGAACCACAUAUCUUGGAGGAGUAG
This is a messenger RNA of Trichoderma atroviride IMI 206040, 1800 nucleotides long. The record is from RefSeq and is a predicted model, not a curated record. Lineage: Eukaryota; Fungi; Ascomycota; Sordariomycetes; Hypocreales; Hypocreaceae.